This is a messenger RNA of Ceratina calcarata, 1954 nucleotides long. RefSeq names its product mothers against decapentaplegic homolog 1 (gene Mad). The record is from RefSeq and is a predicted model, not a curated record. The transcript is spliced from 3 exons. The coding region runs from base 160 to 1575 and encodes 471 amino acids. Gene Ontology annotation, cellular component: heteromeric SMAD protein complex. Gene Ontology annotation, molecular function: DNA-binding transcription factor activity, RNA polymerase II-specific; I-SMAD binding; RNA polymerase II cis-regulatory region sequence-specific DNA binding. Gene Ontology annotation, biological process: cell differentiation; regulation of transcription by RNA polymerase II; BMP signaling pathway. NCBI's taxonomy places the organism in Eukaryota, Metazoa, Arthropoda, Insecta, Hymenoptera, Apidae.
GACUCGCGAUGGAAAGAGGUUGGCGUCAAGAAUGUGGUAACAAGAGUGGGAGAUCGUAGUAAAAACAAUGCUGGAUCGCUAAGCAAUUCUACGCUUCUACAUAACAGGAAUACCAUAGGAAAAUCAUAGAUACCAUUCACAUAUUGCAGUAUUUUUAAAAUGGACGAUGAAGAAGGAUCCUCGAGUUCUGGCCCUAUGUCUUCACUGAACAGUUUGUUUUCAUUCACUAGUCCUGCUGUAAAAAAGUUGCUCGGCUGGAAACAAGGAGACGAAGAGGAGAAAUGGGCAGAGAAGGCGGUCGAUUCUUUAGUCAAGAAGUUGAAGAAGAGAAAAGGUGCAAUAGAAGAAUUGGAACGCGCCCUGAGCUGUCCAGGCACUCCUAGUAAAUGUGUAACGAUUCCAAGAAGUCUAGAUGGUAGAUUGCAAGUCUCACACCGCAAGGGCUUGCCGCAUGUAAUAUAUUGCAGAGUAUGGAGAUGGCCAGAUUUGCAAUCUCAUCACGAAUUAAAACCGUUGGAACUGUGUCAGUACCCGUUCUCUGCCAAGCAGAAAGAAGUUUGCAUCAAUCCUUAUCAUUAUAAAAGAGUGGAGAGCCCGGUACUACCGCCGGUGCUGGUUCCUAGGCACUCCGAAUAUGCCCCUGGACACUCGCUGUUACCGUUUCAACAACUGACAGAACCGACGAUGCCGCACAACGUAUCAUACUCCUCGAGUGGAUUCAAUGCUGGAUCCACUACCGGCGUGAAUCCAACGUCACCUAUGUCUUCUGUCGGAUCGGUCGGGUCUGUUCCCAGUCCAGGGAGCACGACGUCACCGAACCCUCAAAGUCCUUACGGUACAAACGGAUUACCAGAAACUCCGCCGCCAGCGUAUUCUCCACCCGAAGAUGGUUCACAACCUGGACAAUCGCCACCACCUGAUCCAGUGGCAAUGGACACGAGUGGAUCUAGUGAAGUAGCUCCAGUAUGUUAUCAAGAACCACCUUAUUGGGCCUCCAUUGCAUAUUACGAAUUAAAUUGCAGAGUGGGUGAAGUUUUCCAUUGCCAUUCUCACUCUGUAAUUGUGGACGGUUUUACAAAUCCAAGCAACAAUUCUGAUCGCUUUUGUCUCGGACAGCUGUCCAACGUGAACCGUAAUUCGACCAUCGAGAAUACGAGAAGACAUAUAGGCAAAGGAGUGCACUUAUAUUACGUAGGCGGCGAAGUUUACGCGGAAUGCCUCUCCGAUUCUGCUAUAUUCGUACAAUCUAGAAAUUGCAAUCAUCAUCACGGAUUUCAUCCUAGUACAGUUUGUAAAAUUCCACCGGGAUGUUCACUGAAGAUAUUUAAUAAUCAAGAGUUCGCCCAGUUACUUUCGCAAAGUGUUAAUCACGGUUUCGAAGCAGUUUAUGAACUGACGAAAAUGUGUACGAUAAGAAUGUCCUUUGUUAAGGGAUGGGGCGCCGAGUACCACAGGCAAGAUGUUACGUCUACCCCCUGUUGGAUAGAAGCACAUUUACAUGGACCCUUACAAUGGUUGGAUAAGGUGUUAACGCAAAUGGGCUCUCCCCAUAAUGCUAUAAGUUCUGUAUCAUAAUUCGCGGUUCGUGUUAAAUAGCGAGGAAAGAAAAUAGUGAAAUGUAGGAAAAACCUGAUGAUUUAAGAGCAGUUUUUAAGAUCAGUUUUUAUUAAAUAUAGUGCGAUAGUAAGUUAGGUAUCAUAAGAGAUUUAAGAAAGUAUAAUGAAAGUGGUAAGCGAAGAUAUCCCCCAAAUUAUGAGACUUUCCUCAUGCGGGCAAAAAAAAAAUAAUGAAAGUUGAUAAUAUAAUUAUGAACAUAAAGGAUUACACGAGUCAAUAAGUAUUGAAAGUGAUCCUUGAUAGAAAAGAAAUUUCGAAGAUCACAAUGUACACACAAAAAGUUGUACAAGUUUUUGGCUGUUAUAUAGGAGAGAAUUAUAGUAAAAAUAUAAUGUCU